UGUAACGCUAUCUUCAGCCUUUUUUUUUUAAUUUAUUUUUUCAGGCUUCGUCAAUCUCGACGGAUAUUCCGUUGGAACUAAACUAGUCUUAAAUGGAAGAGCGUAGUAGAUAGUUUCGGAUCUGAGAUGGGUCUCGUAGAUUUUACCUUACAAUUAUCAUACUAAUCAUUCUCCUCUUCUCAAGCUUUGAUUUUUCUUUUCCAUCUUUGUUUUUGUUUUUUUUUUGUUCUUUUCUUUAUUUAAAAAAAAAAAAAGUUUUAUUUUUCGUUAUUUUAAGCUUAGUUUAUUGUCCAAUUCUGACACCAUGAGGAAGAAGCUCGAUACCCGUUUUCCAGCAGCUCGCAUCAAAAAGAUAAUGCAGGCUGAUGAGGAUGUUGGGAAGAUUGCAUUGGCAGUUCCUGUUUUAGUCUCGAAGGCAUUGGAGUUAUUUCUACAAGACCUUUGUGAUCGUACAUAUGAGAUAACUCUUCAAAGAGGAGCAAAGACCAUGAAUUCGUUGCAUUUAAAACAUUGUGUACAGAGCUACAAUGUGUUUGAUUUUUUGAGGGAUAUCGUCAGCAGGGUUCCGGACUAUGGUCACGGUCAUUCUGAUGCUGCUGGUGAGGAUCGAGCCUACACAAAGAGAAGGAAAGCUGCUGGUGAUGAAUGCAAUGACAGUGAUGAAGAGCUGAAGAGGAGCAAGAUGCUUGAGAUGACCCAUGGCAGUAGUAGUGGCAGAGGAAGAGGUAGGGGUAGAGGCCGAGGACGCGGGCGAGGUCGCACCUUAGAAAGGGAGACUUCUCACCUUGAUCCAGAAUCUGAACCCUGCUCAUCUCCUCAGUAUGGUACCAAACCAAGUACAAUCCUUGGAGCACCUGUGGACAAUGCUACUGAUGUCAAGGACCCGUUGAAGGAAAAUACCAGUACUGGUGAUGAAACCAUCCCGAUUGACCCAACUUCUCGGAACUUUGACCUGAACGCUGAUGUAAUUGAUUCAGCAAACGAUGAAAAGAAGGCAGCUGCAGCUGCCGCAGCUGCAGCGGUGACAGCAACAGCGGUUACAGCUGGGGCAACGGCAGCAGUAGCAGCAGCAGGAACUGCCCAAGCCCCAUUGGCAGGAACUUCUGAAACCAAACAUGAAGAAUACCCUGGUUGGUCUCUUCCUGAGAUGGAUCAUAUGGCAAUUGACCCUAUUCAACUUGCGCAUCUUAGCACAAGGUUAGAUCAGGAAGACGAAGAUUAUGAUGAAGAAGGGUAGUGUGACGAAGUACUUAGUAGAUGCUUAAGAAGUAGUUGUGGGGAUCGAAAUUAAUAGGAAACUCAAGAGAACGCACCAAUAAAAUUACAUAUGCGUGCGUACAAAAGAAAUCAUUGUAUGGAAAAUGUGCCCUCUAGCCUUGUAUCUUUCCUCUCUUUCUCACUCUCUUACUCAACCUUUAAUCCAUAAGAACAAAUUUGGUAUGAUAGCUUUUACUGACAGUUGUAGAGGUCUUUAGCCUCAGCACUCAGAAUUAUCUUUUAGAAGAGUAGACUAAGCAUGGUAAGAUCAGUAAUGGUGGUGAUGAUGGCCCCUUCUGAAAUACCCUUGUGAUUUAUGAAAUUAUUAUGUUUUUUCUGAA
Messenger RNA from Cannabis sativa, 1598 nucleotides. RefSeq lists its product as uncharacterized. Bases 305 to 1237 code for a protein of 310 amino acids. Gene Ontology annotation, molecular function: protein heterodimerization activity. Lineage: Eukaryota; Viridiplantae; Streptophyta; Magnoliopsida; Rosales; Cannabaceae. Gene Ontology annotation, cellular component: nucleus. The transcript has 6 exons. Gene Ontology annotation, biological process: regulation of DNA-templated transcription. The record is from RefSeq and is a predicted model, not a curated record.